Messenger RNA from Trypanosoma brucei brucei TREU927, 1434 nucleotides. RefSeq names its product variant surface glycoprotein (VSG, atypical), putative. Lineage: Eukaryota; Euglenozoa; Kinetoplastea; Trypanosomatida; Trypanosomatidae. The record is from RefSeq and is a predicted model, not a curated record. The transcript has a single exon. Bases 1 to 1434 code for a protein of 477 amino acids. Gene Ontology annotation, biological process: symbiont-mediated evasion of host immune response.
AUGGCACAGGGCAAAGCUGCUUUUUUACUAAUAUUGUGUGUUUGCUCCUGCUGGCACCUCUCUUCAGCGGACACAGAAGCGAUCAAGGAAACAGCAAUCAGAGAAGUGUGUGAGCUUUCAAAAACAUUGAAAGGCACACCCUUUGCCAUAACUCAGAGAUGGAAACAUAUCGAGGCCUUGAUUUCGACCUUUGAGAGGUUGCUGCGAAGACUGGAGUUAAUUAACCUUCUGUGCUGUGAAGACGAAGAUAGCGUAAGCAUUUUGAAACUCUACACCCAAAGCCAGAUUGCAAGUUUAGAAGUGCUAAUGAAGGCUCUUAUGGAAAGGGGACCGAACGCCGCGGCGUUCGCGGCAUACGCAGCAGGGAGGUUGGAUGAGUUUGUUGCCGUAUUCACGCAGUCGGUGGGGAAGACACCGCGAACAAACGCGUGCGUAAUUGCGGAUUCCGGCAUGAGAAGGUGGGACCAGGCAGCGGCGAAUGGAUGUGAGCAUAACGUAGUGGGAAACGCGGCUCAGAAUUUCCUUGAUUUGGAAGUCUUAUUGAAAACGACAUUGUUGACAAGAGGAAACCAAAAGGGAGAAAGCAAGCAGUGCCCACUAACAAAGAGCGAUUUGAGUGGCUAUGCGACGGUGGACGACGCCCCUGACAGAAUAAAGUGGGCAGGCGGGCUUUUGACCGUACACAAAAUGUAUGGAUGGAAAGAAGACGGAUGGUCUACAAACGGAAGGAACGUCGAAUUCAUCAAAGAGGCGGCAGAACAAUUCAAAGAAAUUAAAAAAGUCCUCGAGAAACAGCUGCCGAACGGCCUUGACAGCAUCGACGCACUAAACGCUUUUUUGAAAAGGGAAGAGCCGGACGCGAUGAUGAAAGAUGCAAUCAAAACGCACCAGGGGUGGGAAGAAGAGAAAGACGAUAAAACGAUAAUUGAGAAAAUCAAGGAGAUAUUUGGAAUUGGGGAACCAUGUGCAAAGAUUGAAUUUAUCGAAACGCUUAUAAGGACUAAUGUUUCUGCUAGAGAAUCGGGCUGCACAAAGCAAAUUGACUUGUUUCAACUCACUACUCGGCAAAUGGAAGAAGUAAAGGAACGCCGCCUCGAUCAAUUACGUAAAACGAAGACAGAAGCGGAGAAUUAUCCACGGGACAUGGCAAAAUUGUCGGCAUUAAAAACUAAUACAAACACAAAGCAAGGUGAGUACGGAGAGUGCCAGUUUCUAUGCAAGCGAUACAAGAACGCUAAAGCAGAAAACGAGGCAACGGAUGCCGCACCCAACUCUCCGGCAGCAGCAAGGAAGUGUCGUGGGAAAACGGAAAACGAUUGCAAAGAUGAGUGCAAAUGGGACGGAAAUGUCUGCAAAAAUUCGGACGAAACAUCAGAUUACUCCAGAGUGUGUUACUCCCCUCUUUUUCCAGUCUUACUUCUUUCCUUAUUUUAG